Malassezia pachydermatis is the source of this 2373-nucleotide messenger RNA. RefSeq names its product arm repeat-containing protein. Gene Ontology annotation, biological process: protein phosphorylation; tRNA export from nucleus. The transcript is spliced from 3 exons. Lineage: Eukaryota; Fungi; Basidiomycota; Malasseziomycetes; Malasseziales; Malasseziaceae. The record is from RefSeq and is a predicted model, not a curated record. Gene Ontology annotation, cellular component: cytoplasm. The coding region runs from base 1 to 2373 and encodes 790 amino acids. Gene Ontology annotation, molecular function: protein kinase activity; ATP binding.
AUGGAGUACCUGCGAUCAUGGUCAAAUGCCUUAUCAAAGGGCUCCGGGCCACUUCCUAACUACUCUAUCGGAGAGGAGGUCGAAUAUGACCAGGGGAGAAGUAUCUGGAAACUGUUUGAAGGAAAGAGCCGACAUGACUCUACACCUGUGAGUGUCUUUGUUUUUGAUCAGACCCGUGCCUCCCGUGAUCAAAUUUGUAUGGCCCAAAAUGCAGUCAAGAAGUUGAGGACACUUCGGUACCCAUAUAUUUUAAAGUUUAUCGAGACAGUCGAGUACCAUGGAUCUUUAUACCUAGUGGUGGACCAUGUGAUACCACUAAGUGAAGCAUUGGCGACAUGGAAGCAGAAACGAAAUACAUAUAUUUCGGCCUGGAUUGCAUGGGGUAUCAGUCACAUUGCGAAUGCUAUUGCUUUUCUUCAUGAACAAACACAGUGUGUUCACGGGAACGUGCACCCUGGCAGUAUUUUCCUCUCUCUCUCAGGCGAAUGGUUGUUGGGUGGUAUGGAUUUGCUCAGCAACCCGAAGGAAAACGAUGCAUUGGUGAGCCGACUGGGUAGCACGCUUCCGACUUCAAGCACCUAUGCUCCGACUGAGCUAUUGUCGUCAGGCUGGAGUGCUAUGUCCAGCCUUCCUAUUUCAUCGACGGAUAGCUACAGCUUCGCUCUGGUCACCAUUGAAUGCUUCAAUGGAUCUAUCCCUAGGAGUAUGGAGCACUUUGCAGCGGGAAAAAUCCCGCCCUCCCUUUACGUUCUUCUGAAAAAGUUAACUCAACCCAAGCCAGAUAUGCGAAUGACUAUGGCUGAAUUCGUGCAAGCCAGUCUGCAUCCCAAGGGAUUCCUGGCAUCCAAUGUCUUUGUCGAAGCAAGUAUGUUGCUGGACAGCUUUCGCGUCUCCUCAGAGGAAGACAAAGCGGGUAUUCUCGCUCGUCUCCUUGAGAUUCAAGACCAAUUAGCCCCAUGUUUUUCGGAGUACAAAGUGCUGCCCGCUCUCAUUGAAACAUUUAGGUACAAGCCUACAUCACAACCUGCAGAGCUCGUGCUCUCAGGCAAAGUGAUCUUACCCGCUAUGCUACGCAUUGGAAACAAUAUGGAUACAGUGGCAUGGAACAAUGUGCUGUGUGAGGCCGUUGUGGGGGCCUUUGGAUCCAAUGACCGUGGGAUCUGUAUGGAAUUGCUAACCAAUGCCAGCUUGUAUGAGAAACACCUGGACUCUAAACUGAUAUCUUCGCAGAUGUGGCCACUAGUUGUCAAGUCAAUGCAUACAGCCUAUGAUCCUCAGCGUGCAGCUGCAUUGAAUUGUACAGUGCUGCUGCUAAACAAACUGAAUGAUCGGAUUUUGAACAACGACUUACUGCGUGAGCUGGCCAAGCUUCAAAAGGAUGUCCAGCCUGCAUUAAGGUUGCAGACCAUCCAACUUCUCUCUCAGCUCACACCUUACCUCCGAGAUGCUACCAAGGCUGACAUGCUUAUCCCAGCGUUUGGGUUCAGUCUACGUGACAACUUUGAUCAGACAAGACUAGCUGGUCUGUCUGCCUUCUUUAAGAAUGCUGAGAGUUUUGAUGCCCAGACAUCGGCCAAGAAGGUGUUGCCAUCAAUUUCGCCUUGUCUUGUGGACGAGAAUGCAGAUGUUCGAGCCAAGGCUUCAGAGACUUUGCAUAUGUACUUGGACAAGAUUGCCACGUAUACGGCUGGCUUGGAUUCCGUAUCCAAUGAGAUUCCCGACAUCGAACAGGAGCGUGAUACCGAUCUUUCGAUCCAAGCGCCUGUGCCAAAGCCCGCAAGCAAAUCCGGUCUGUCUGCCUUCUUAACAGCUACGGCGGGCAGUGCCGCUUCAGCCCUCAGUGACUGGGCUAUGGCUCAGAUCGAAGAUGACGAGCUAGCGGAGCGAGUAGAUCAGGGCAUACAAUCAGAGCCCCGCCCACAUCCAGAACACCCCGAUACCCCGUUGAUGUCGCCAUCGCCGGCUGUCCCAAUGCAUGGAAAUCGGUCUGCGAUGACACUUGGCUCGAAGGAAUCUACCGAUCAACCGAGUCACCUAUUCACGCGACAACAAGAAGUCGUCAAGCAAAAAAUUGUCCCCAAACUUCACACAACUAAACCCCUGCCCCUCUCGAAGCCACAGCAACCCAAACCUGUGCAAACACAACCGAUACCAAAACAAUCGCCAGCACCCGCGUCGAACACUUCAACACCAACUGUGAAUAACAAGCCCCUUGUAGCCACUGCAACCAUGCCUGCACCGGCAGUACCAGCCAAGGCACCAACUACGUCGGAUACAUCGACUCUAUCGAAGGAAGAAAAGAUGGCUCAGCUACAGAAACUUCGUGAGGAAAGGAAAGCGCGAAUUGCACAAAUGAAAAAUGCCAAGUCGUGA